UACCUGAUCUUAGGGGGAAAGCUUUCAGUCUUUCUCCACUGAGUAUGAUAUUUGCUGUGGUUUUUCAUAAAUGCCCUUCAUCGCAUUGCUUAUCAUGUGAUAUUCCUAGUUUUCUGGGUGUUUUUAUCAUGAAAGGAUAUUGCAUUUUGUCAAAUGCCUUUUCUGUGCCAAAUGAGAUGAUUGUUUGGUGUUUUUCCUUCAUUCCAUUAAUAUGAUGUAUUACUUGACUUUCUUAUGUUGAACUACCCUUGCAUUCCUGGAAUAAGUCCCACUUGGUCAUGGUGUAUAAUCCUUUUAAUAUACUAUGGGGGCCACCGCCAUGUCUUCCGGGGCCAGCGUGAACACUCUGCAGCACCUGAUGGAGCAGCUCAAGCUGGAGGCCGGUGUGGAGAGGAUCAAGAUCUCUCAGACAGCUGCAGAGCUUCAACAGUACUGUGUGCAGAAUGCCUGCAAGGACGGCCUGCUGGUUGGGGUGCCAGCCGGGAGCAAUCCCUUCCGGGAGCCCAGAUCCUGCGCUUUACUCUGAAGAUUGGGAAAAAGUUCAUUGAGGAAUGUCUUCAAGUACAAAGUGAUGAACGACCAUCUCCAUGUUUCAAGAAAACUUUUCUCUAGCCAAACAACUUUUAGAUAUUUCAGACCUUUCCUGUGGCCUGGUCCUAUAGCCAAAAUUCUACAGAAAUUGAUGCGUUUCUACUCAAAUAAGGAACUUGGGUGAAAGAAUGGAUCUUUUAAAUAUUAAUGACUUGGUUCUUCUGGUGAAGUGCUUUAUACUUAAACACAAAUCCUACCACCAAAUAUACCAAAAUACAUCUCUUUCAUAAGUGAAUUACCAGUGUUUCUAUACCUGGAAUACCAUGUGUAUUUUAUUUACUGGAUGUUUACAUUUUAGGAAGGAAAACAUUUUUGUUUUUUAAAAAUUGAAUAUUUAUAAUUUGUUGUUCCUAAGAUUUUUAUACUGUAACAAAAUUUGUUCUUAUCUCAUGAAUUUAGUUUCUAUAUGAAGAUAACCAACUAUAAAAUUGAGGGGAAGAAGAGGCUUUACUAAUCACAUGAUGUCUUGAUUUUUCUAAAAAAGAAGACCUUUUUAUUUUUAAACACUAAACAUGGGAGCUGUUUCUAGCAAACUUUAUGUAGGAGGUUCCCCAUCCUGCGUAUGAAGCAGAUUUGAUCUUUGUCUUCUUAAGUUCCUCUAUUUUAUGAUUGUGCUUUAACAAAUACUACAUUAUUUCAUGUCUUUAAUAAAUGUUAAAAAUGUAAUCUACAUUCAAAUGGUUAAAAACAAAGUAAUGUAAAAAUAUUAUAGCCUCAAAGAAUUCUUAAUGUCACAGUGUUUUAUUUUGAUGAUGUGCCUUCAGUUUGAU
Messenger RNA from Choloepus didactylus (southern two-toed sloth), 1361 nucleotides. Its product is annotated as guanine nucleotide-binding protein G(I)/G(S)/G(O) subunit gamma-10-like. The record is from RefSeq and is a predicted model, not a curated record. Lineage: Eukaryota; Metazoa; Chordata; Mammalia; Pilosa; Megalonychidae. Bases 305 to 526 code for a protein of 73 amino acids. Gene Ontology annotation, biological process: G protein-coupled receptor signaling pathway. Gene Ontology annotation, molecular function: G-protein beta-subunit binding. Gene Ontology annotation, cellular component: heterotrimeric G-protein complex. The transcript has a single exon.